AUGGCAGAGUUUUCGCCAAUAACAGCUGCAAUCUUGCUUCAAAACAUAGUUCCAAAAGUUAGCCCCCUUCAGACAACAACAAAUGGGUGGCUUGGACCUGCGCGAAGAAGGCAUCUCAAUGGCUUGGACGAUUGGGUUGUGUUGAACGAUGGGUCGGUCUGUAGUUGUGAUGCUGAAUCUGGGAUUGAUGUUGCUGAAUUUGGUGCGAAUGAGCAGAAACGAUCAGUCCCAACUGGUCCUAGCCCAACACAGUCUCCUGAAUCACCUCCUUCCAUUGAUUCCAUCUUUCGUGAGAAUGAGCAGAAACGAUCAGUCCCAACUAAUCCUAGCCCAACACAGUCUCUUGAAUCACCUCCUUCCAUUGAUUCCAUCUUUCGUGUGAAUGACCAGAAACGAUCAGUCCCGACUGGUCCUAACCCAACACAAUCUCCUGAAUCACCUCCUUCUGUUGAUUCCAUCUUUUGUGACACGAAAGAGCAGAAACGAUCAGUCCCAACUGGUCCUAGCCCAACACAGUCUCCUGAAUCACCUCCUUCCAUUGAUUCCAUCUUUCGUGUGAAUGACCAGAAACGAUCAGUCCCAACUGGUCCUAACCCAACACAGUCUCCUAAAUCACCUCCUUCCAUUGAUUCCAUCUUUCGUGUAAAUGAGCAGAAACGAUCAGUCCCAACUGGUCCUAGCCCAACACAGUCUCAUGAAUCCCCUCCUUUCAUUGAUUCCAUCUUGUGUGUGAAUGAGCAGAAACAAUCAGUCCCAAAUGGUCCUAGCCCAACACAGUCUCCUGAAUCACCUCCUACCAUUCAUUCCAUCUUGCGAGAGAAUGAGCAGAAACGAUCAGUCUCAACUGGUCCUAGCCCAACACAGUCUCCUAAAUCACCUCCUUUCAUUGAUUCCAUUUCUCAUGUGAAUGAGCAGAAACGAUAA
This is a messenger RNA of Humulus lupulus (European hop), 924 nucleotides long. RefSeq lists its product as uncharacterized. NCBI's taxonomy places the organism in Eukaryota, Viridiplantae, Streptophyta, Magnoliopsida, Rosales, Cannabaceae. The transcript is spliced from 4 exons. The record is from RefSeq and is a predicted model, not a curated record. Bases 1 to 924 code for a protein of 307 amino acids.